AAAGGUCCCUUUAAUACAUAAAGAUCACACAAUGUUAUGUGUAUAGUUGAACAAUUGUAACAAACAUUCCGUUCUUUACUUGUAUGACAUUUCAAACAGAAAUAUGCACAUUCAAUUUACUGUGUUAUCUGUAAUAAGGCCACUAUAUCAGCUAGAUAUAUUUUUUAAGGAGCAUAAACCUCUCAUUUAUAAAUGCAACGUUUCAAGUUUCCUUUAUGAAUGGCAUCUUUUUAAAACUUUUCACAAAAAUAGUGUGCUUUAUGUUAACCUAAGUAGAGGAUGAUAAGUUAUGACAAAGAGCUUUUCAUAGUGUCUGUACACCUUUCAAACCAACGUACAAACUUGCUGAACGAUUAUUGAUUUGUGAUUGAGUAGAUUAUUGGAUUAUUGACUUGGUGAAACGUUAUAUUCAUGGGGAAGAUUUGCUUAGUUACUUCUGUUUGCAGUUUGAUUAGAAUAACUGAAACUGCGGAAGUUAUCUAAAGUUUAUCUUGUUAGGGUUAAACAAUAUUUUAGUAGCUUGAAAUCUGACAUAAGUAUUUAAUGUGUUUUUGACAAUAUUUCUGUGGUACUGGAAAAUAUAAAAUAUUGAAGUUAUAAUUAAAUUGAGGUCUAACAGGAUUCUUUUUUCUUUUACUAAAUAUUAAAGAUGGCGACCUUUUCUCAGUCAACUGUGGAUAAAGGCUCUGAUUCAUUUACAGACUUUUGUUGUUCCCCAUGUUUAGAACAAAACAUUGACCAGUGGGCAGAAUUCUACUGCAAUAACUGUCAUAAAUUUUAUUGUGCAAAAUGUAUAAACCUGCAUCGUCAGUUGUUUGGGAAACAUGUGACAUAUGGAAGGGGAGACACAAGUAAGUGGCCAGUGUCAAAGGAAGUGGAGGAUUUCCUUCGGAAAUGUGACCUCCAUGGGGACGAAGAUCUAAAAAUGUUUUGUUAUGACCACAGUCAGCUGUGCUGCACUAAUUGUGCUUUCCUCAAUCACAGACAAUGUACCAAAGUAACCCUGAUAUCAGAGUCAGUCAAAGGACCAACACCUGACUUGCAGCAAGUAUCAAAAAGGAUUCAAAUUAUUCUGGAAACACUAAAGAAACUGGAAAACGAUUGGAACACCAACAUGCAGUCUUUGCAGGUCUCAUACAACACACAUUUACAUGAAAUACGUCAAACACGCCAGAAAAUAAAUACAAUUUUCGACAAGAUUGAAAAGAACACCAUAAAAGAGCUAGAUGAUAAGAUGACCAGUCUGAAGGCUUCUCUCAAGACUGAUUUGGACAAUUGCAGCAAGCUAAAAAAUGAACUAAAACAACUUAGUGACGCAAUUCAUGAUAUUGUUGAUAAGGGCAAAGCAGACCUUUCAUUUAUUGCAAGUAAGAAAUGUCUGGAAAAAAGUAUGCAGUCUGAAACUUAUCUGAAGGACAAUGCUGUUCAGGCAGAAAGGUUACUUACAUUCCAGGCUGACAUUGAUAUUGAACAGUUCGUCUCUAAACUGUCAGGCCUGGGGAGGAUUGUGCUCAGUUACCCAGAUCAGGUAUUCACUGUGCAAGGAAAGUCAGAGUAUAAUGUGGAAAUACCAAGUGAUUCAUGGAACUGUAGUAUCAUUGCCAUCUGUGUUCUCUCCAGUGAUCAGAUCCUUGUAGCAGAUAAUAAUAAUAAAUGUGUUAAGCUACUAGAUCAGCAAUACAAGGUGGUGGCACACUGUGAUUUAAAUGCUAUACCAAGUGACAUGUGUCAAAUCACACCAAGUGAAGUAGCUGUUGCUGUAAAUGAUGUGGAGACACAUGAGGUCCAGUUUGUCUCAGUGAAUGGUGGGCACCUGGUUAUGGGCAGGGAGUUACAAUUUAAACAUUCAUGCUUGGGUAUCGCUCAUGAUCAGAAGGACCUGUAUCUCACCUCUGGCACUGCACUUUACAAGUAUUCUAUGAGAGGAGACUUAAUGAAAAAACUGUAUGAGGAUACAUCAGGCAAGAGUACAGUAUGUAAGUGUGCAGUGAAUCCAACGGGUGACAAGAUAUUUGUCACUAACAAUGACCAUCGCAAGGUCCUUACCCUGGCCAGAGAUGGUAGUGUACUCUGCACCUUCACAGACCCAGACCUACAAAGGCCACUUGGUAUACAUGUAACAGCUCAGGGACAGAUGCUGAUGUGUGGAGGGCUAUCCAACACUUUCCUACAGCUUCAUGGGGAAGGCAGGAAGAAGCUGUCCACCCUUGCUACCAAGAGAGAUGGACUUUUUGUACCACAGUCAGUCUGCUACAACAGGAGCACAGCCUCAAUCAUUGUGGGACAACGUGGUAACAACAUAAUCCUGGUGUUUAAUGUACAAUAGUUGUGUUUCACAAGUUUCAUCACAAAUUUUUGGAACGUGUACUUUGAACAUGAAUUCAUGGCAACACCAAACUCAUAUUCAGUGUAAGGUGUCAUCACAUAACUCAUAUAGAUGAUUUAUCUUGUUGCUACAGAAUGUUUCAUCAUGAAUUAAUUUGUUUGAAAAAGUAGUUUCACAAUAAAAAAAUUUGGCAACAUAGAUUUAUUUUAAUUGUUUUAUUGCAUUGUUCUCACACGUGUAAUGUAUUGCCACACAAUUAAAAAACAUGUUAUCAUCAGUUUUAAGUAAUCAACUCUUUUUGAUUGUAUGAUUUUUUUUUUGAAUUGCAUAUAAUAGUUGUAUUGUUUUAAACAUGAUCUUUAUCUUGAAAUUUUCCAAAUUUUGACAAAGUUCCAGUUGGGGGCAUCUGUGUCGUGUGGACACAUUUCUUGUUUAGAUUUUAUUUUUGCUAAAGAUAUGAAUACCUGUAUUUAUUUAAGUCAUAUGUGUUAUUUGCCUUAACAUUUCACUAUGUUUUUGAUUAAUUAACUGUUAAUUUCCAACAAUGUUGUAUGAAAUGUUUAUGCAUUUAAAAUUUGUGCCUUCUUAUUAUUAAAUCACCAUGUAAUGAA
Dreissena polymorpha is the source of this 2937-nucleotide messenger RNA. RefSeq lists its product as uncharacterized. Gene Ontology annotation, cellular component: nucleoplasm; chromatin. Gene Ontology annotation, biological process: proteasome-mediated ubiquitin-dependent protein catabolic process; protein polyubiquitination; positive regulation of DNA-templated transcription. Bases 650 to 2326 code for a protein of 558 amino acids. Lineage: Eukaryota; Metazoa; Mollusca; Bivalvia; Myida; Dreissenidae. The record is from RefSeq and is a predicted model, not a curated record. Gene Ontology annotation, molecular function: zinc ion binding; ubiquitin protein ligase activity; translation repressor activity. The transcript has 3 exons.